AUGAACCCUUUAACUGUGUUUGUUCGUGCUACUCGUCCCAUAUAUAGGAAGCUGUCCACAUCAGCUCCUGUUGCAUCAGCAAAACCAAUCCCAACUACUGGAUUUUGUUUUGAACUAAACGACGAGCAAAGGGCGCUGCAGGAGCUCGCCCGAAAAUUUACAAAGGAAGAAAUAAUCCCUGUGGCGGCGCAAUAUGACAAGACCGGCGAGUAUCCUUGGCCGAUUGUUAAGAAGGCCUGGGAGUUGGGGCUAAUGAAUGGACAUAUCCCUGAGCAUUGUGGCGGUUUGGACAUGGGUGUCUUUGACGGGUGCAUGGUAGCCGAGGAGCUAGCGUACGGUUGCACCGGUAUCAUGACUGCAAUGGAGGCCAGCGGCCUGGGCCAAACGCCUGUGAUCAUAGCUGGUAAUAAGGAACAGCAGAAGAAGUAUCUCGGAAGGCUGAUCGAGGAGCCUCUUGUUGCUGCGUAUUGUGUGACGGAGCCAGGCGCUGGUUCAGACGUAGCAGGCAUUAAAACACGUGCCGAGAAGAAAGGCGACGAAUGGAUCCUUAACGGACAGAAGAUGUGGAUCACAAAUGGAGGCGUUGCUAACUGGUACUUCGUGUUGGCUAGAACUAACCCGGAUCCCAAGUGCCCAGCUAGCAAAGCCUUUACUGGCUUCAUUGUUGAGAGAGAAUGGGCUGGAGUCACGCCUGGCCGCAAGGAACAAAAUAUGGGUCAGCGUGCCUCCGAUACUCGCGGCAUCACUUUUGAAGAUGUGCGCAUCCCCAAGGAAAACGUGCUCAUCGGCGAGGGUGCCGGAUUCAAGAUCGCCAUGGGAGCGUUCGACAAAACUCGACCACCGGUGGCGGCAGGUGCGACCGGUCUUGCGCAACGUGCACUACACGAAGCGACGCGUUACGCACUAGAAAGGAAAACGUUCGGCGUUCCCAUCGCCCAGCACCAAGCAGUAGCCUUUCUACUUGCCGAUAUGGCUAUCGGCGUAGAAACCGCCCGUUUGGCCUGGCAGCGAUCCGCUUGGAUGGUUGAUCACGGUCAAAAGAACACUGUGAUGGCAUCAGUGGCUAAAUGCCAUGCCUCGGAAAUCGCCAAUAAAGCCGCCUCAGAUGCUGUACAGAUUUUUGGUGGCAACGGCUUCAACACAGAGUAUCCAGUUGAGAAACUCAUGAGAGAUGCCAAAAUCUACCAGAUCUACGAGGGCACUUCUCAAAUCCAGAGACUUAUAAUUUCCAGAGAGAUUUUGACCGCUGCAAAGCAAACCAAUGCCUAA
Molecule: messenger RNA, 1269 nt
Organism: Parnassius mnemosyne (clouded apollo)
Lineage: Eukaryota; Metazoa; Arthropoda; Insecta; Lepidoptera; Papilionidae
Source: the annotation of a GenBank genome assembly